GUGAAAGUCAUUGACAAGAAAAGAGCCAAAAAAGACACCUAUGUCACCAAGAAUCUGCGACGGGAAGGGCAGAUCCAGCAAAUGAUCCGCCACCCCAACAUUGCUCAGCUGCUGGAUAUACUGGAGACAGAGAACAGCUACUACCUUGUCAUGGAGCUGUGCCCUGGUGGCAACUUGAUGCAUAAGAUCUAUGAGAAAAAAAGACUUGAAGAGCACGAAGCGCGCAAAUAUAUCAGGCAGCUUAUUCUGGCAGUAGAGCAUCUUCAUCGAGCAGGAGUAGUUCACAGAGACUUGAAGAUAGAAAAUCUGUUGCUAGAUGAAGACAACAAUAUCAAACUCAUUGACUUUGGCUUGAGCAACUGUGCAGGCAUCUUGGGUUAUUCUGAUCCGUUCAGCACCCAGUGUGGGAGCCCAGCAUAUGCAGCGCCUGAGCUUCUGGCAAGGAAAAAGUAUGGGCCGAAAAUAGAUGUUUGGUCCAUUGGCGUAAACAUGUAUGCAAUGUUGACUGGAACGUUACCUUUUACUGUGGAGCCGUUCAGCCUGAGAGCUUUAUACCAGAAAAUGGUAGACAAAGAAAUGAACCCGUUUCCCACUCAACUCUCCACAGCGGCCGUAAACUUUCUGCGAUCUCUGCUCGAGCCAGAUCCGGCAAAGAGACCCAACAUCCAGCAGGCGCUUGCAAACCGCUGGCUUAACGAGAAUUACCCUGGGAGACCCCCACCUAACGUCACGUAUCCGAACAGGAUCCACCUGGAGGACCUCAGCCAGAGCGUGCUGCUCCAUAUGACCGAGAAGCUCGGCUACAAGAACAGCGACGUAAUCAACACGGUGCUCUCCAACCGUGCGAGCCACACACUCGCCAUCUACUUUCUGCUGAAUAAGAAGCUGGAGCGCUACUUGGCAAGCCUAAGGAAGUCUGAAGGCCAGGACAAUAUUUGCCACAAGAAUCAACUGUACCAGAUAGAAAAAUACAAGGCAAAUAAAGACUCCUAUGAGGACAAAAAACUCAAAGAACAAGAAAAGAAAGGGGAGAUCCUUCACCGUCCACCCCCAAAGAAAACUGAGAAAAGUCCAGUUUCAUAUAGACAGCCUUCUUCCUGUCUUAUCUCACAGAUACAGAACACCAAGGCUCUGCUGAGGGACCGAAAAACCACCAAGACCGGAGGUACGGAGAAAGACUCCACGAGUGGGUUGAGCCCUUUCCACGAACCUGYGGCAACCAAGACGGGCUGCGUCACUUCCAGUUCCCUGGAAUAUCUCGAAAUCCAGCAACCGCUUCCACGAACACCCCGGCUCCUCAAGAGACAGGAUUCCCCACAGCAAGAGCCCGCGAGGAUUGGCAGCCAAGGGAAGGACUCUCCUCUGAUCCUCAAUAUUGUUCAUUCUUUCGAAUCUGUUGACAGAGAGGACCAAAUAGACCAAGUUUCCCCCUCGCAUCAGUACCGCAUUUUAGGCUCRCCAAUAAAUUUUCCUUACAAAAGCUCAAGUGAAAGGACACUGUCCCCACUUUUCCAGCCAGGAAGUACAUCCCCUGCCAGAAGCCCCAUCCAUCCCACCCAGGUCUCCUUUACGUAUGACGAGAAGGCAAAUCCGGCGAGAGACGAGGCUGUGUCCCCCACUCAGCUGGUCCCCAACAACCCCCUGGGCAGCCCCAACUGUGUUAAAAGCCGUGGCCGGUUCCCCAUGAUGGGCAUCGGACAGAUGCUGCGCAAGAGGAACCAGAACAUGCAGUCGGCCAGCGACAAGCCGCUGGAAGCCCGGAUGCCGCCGCUGCAGCAGAUGAGCCCCACGCAGAUCUCCUUUGGCGCCGCGGAGGCCAUCAACGGCCAGUGCUGACCCGACGUGCCAGGCCUCGUGCUGCUGCUCCCUGGCACCUUUUCUGCUUUGAAGGAGAAGGGAAGGCCACAGGCACGUUGCUGUCACUGCAUGAGAGACCUGCAGUGGUGCAGCUUAGAAAAUCCGCGGUCCACAUGUAAGGAAGGGUUUGGCCUACAUGUUCAAGUUGUUAGAAGAGGGCCCUGCUUGUGCUUUUAAGGAAUAUUAGCAUUUGGCGUUUGACUGUACAGUGAAACAGGUCUUGAAAGAGCUACAUGGAUAUGUGUUUUCCGUGCUCUGAAGUAGUAUUGCAAUAARGUUCACUGGAAGAACAGCAAGUGUUAGCAGCUUGAAUGAGCAAUGAUGUGAUGCACGUGGUGCCAUGGAUGCUGGUCCCAUCCAGGGCCUGUGGUAAGACUGGCCUUGCUCCAUCUGUCUGUGCCCUACAGUGGAUGGUACUGACACAGGCGCUCAUUUGGCUCAAGAGGUGGAGGAACUCAGAAAACCCUUUCCAAACUCAGCUUGCUACAAGUGCUUCCGAGAAGGAAAACAAAGUUUGUGGAAGCCCGAAUAGGGACACGGGUGCCCAAGACGUUCAGAGAAAGUGGGAGUAUUCAAAGUCAAAGCAGAUCUUAGUGUUAAUUACACAAAAGCAGCUAACAGUAGAAUCAUUUUUUUUUCUUAAAAUGAUAAUAGAAUAAGUGCUGUGACUCAAAGGAAAUAUUAUUACUUAAAAAUAAAUUUCAUCAAAUGGAAAUCUACCCCACUGAGAGCCCGUCCCUUUUCAUAUAUAUUGGAUUUACAAGUGGAUGCUUUAGACAGUAAUCCAGAUUGCAAUAUGCUGUGUUUAAAUGAUCCAGUCACCUCCAAUUUUUGUAGCUGUACUAGUUCCAUGGCACUCUCACAUGCAGGAUUGUCUUAGCCCCUGUUAUAGCAAAACAGCAUUGGACAUACUUGAAGGCUUUUCUGAGAGACUGCAGUGAAUUAAAAAGACUCAUAAAGGACAUGUGAAGCAGUACCAAUGCCAUUUUAUACUGCAAGGAUGGUAAUGCAGUGGUUACCAAAAAAUUAAGUAUUGAUACGAGCUGUGAAUAUUGACUUUCUUAAAAGGCAACAUGUUCUGCAUAUUGGUCUUGGUUUUCUACGUAAAUCAUWCAUCUGAGAAGCCGGUGACAUUUUUUGGUUCUCUUUUUUGUGUUUAAACUGUUUCUUAUAAAUUAGAAGGUUUAGCCAAAGACUUCGCUUUGUGUUUGUCCGUGUUGUGCUUGCGUAUGUGUUUGUGUACAUGGGACAUCUCGAUGAUGCUUCAACUAAUGUGUUUUCCAAGUGGGUUGCCCUUGGCCACAUAUAUUUUAUUACAGCCCACCACUUAAUGUCAUUUCAGAAAAUGAGGCAGCAGAGGCAAAGAUCUGUGCCUCUGAUCUUUUGCGUCAAGAUCAUCUGUAGGAAUCCAAGUCCUAUUUCUAUCUGUAUUAUUGAAAAUAAUUUUGCGGCUCCAUUGCUGUGUUUUCUGUUCAAAUACUAAGAAUUUCCCCACUCAAAAAGCCCUCUUGCGAUUUAAUGAUUUACAAAGAUUAGGGGAGGAAGAACGCUAGCACAGGUAGGUGAAAGGCACCUAGAGCCCGUACUUCAGGGUGUUUCUCCUGACUCCCAGUUUAAAAAAGGGCCUUUUGCUGCAAGUUAUGAGAAAUAAAUUGCAGGAUAAUCGAAAUACUGACAGACCAGAUAGCUAAUUUUGACUGCUUGCUGCCAGAAGCAGCAGAGGAGC
Nothoprocta perdicaria is the source of this 3583-nucleotide messenger RNA. RefSeq names its product hormonally up-regulated Neu-associated kinase (gene HUNK). The transcript has 9 exons. Bases 82 to 1836 code for a protein of 584 amino acids. NCBI's taxonomy places the organism in Eukaryota, Metazoa, Chordata, Aves, Tinamiformes, Tinamidae. Gene Ontology annotation, molecular function: protein serine/threonine kinase activity; ATP binding. The record is from RefSeq and is a predicted model, not a curated record. Gene Ontology annotation, cellular component: cytoplasm. Gene Ontology annotation, biological process: protein phosphorylation; intracellular signal transduction.